AUGCGGUUUACUGUGCGCAUUGCGGCGGAAAAAGGUGGAAGCACUCGCCGUAGGUAUUCUUUGCCGCAUACAGUGCGUGGCGGUGCAAAACACGAGGUCGACGACGCUCCGCCGAAACGUCGAUCCUCAACGGGCGCCGCUCUCUCUGCACCCGAGACGCUGCUUGCAGUCCGCACAAGUGAUCCUGAUCAUGGGGCAAGCUCAAAAGCGGAUGCGGCUGGAAACCGGCGGCAAAUGCAGGCGCUAGACUGUAACGCUACGGAGCGUGGCAGUGCAAAAGAUGCGUCCCCGGUCUUCGGAGACUCGCUGUCGUCCAGACAGUACGCUGGUACUUACUCCGAGGAGAAUGCCCUGCAGCGCGACCGUACUACAGGUAGCGUUUCAAAUAAUGUCACCGAUGAUGCCGGUAUCCGUCCAGGCAUCCGUCCCGUGGACCACGCCGAUGACCCGCGGACCCUGAUUCCGUCGAGUUGGUGCAAGACACCAGCGCGACUGAGUCAGCGGAUUGCUGUUUUCGGCCAGUCUCCCGGAGCUGCAUCAGCCCGAACAAAACGAUCCGAGGAAAGAAUGCAUCAUUUGCCGCCGAUUUCCGUACAGAGCGUCCGCAAACGAAUCCGCAUCCCUUCAGCGGAACCGAUGAGCCAGCAGACUCCCAGAUGCGAUGAAGAGCCUGCUUCAAACGGCGCCAGAAGCGAGCAUCGCGAAGCACGCGAGACGAGCGACGAUGCCGCUUUUCGCUCACCUUUUGCGGAGACGUUUUUCGGGAAUCCUGACGGUACGCCUUGGUCUUCAGCUCGCAAAAGAAAGAUUGCUUCCCGGCUCUGUUGGGGUACUGGUUCGGGGACUCGAUCGCCCUCGAGCCUGGUCGCGACACAGCAGCAAUCGCCUCCGCCUCUGGAGCUCGACGGACAGCACCUAGCAUGCUCGCCUCAAGGUGAGGCGCAUCUGUCUCGAACUGGCACUGGCGGAGCGCCGUGGGCGCUCCGACUACACUAUCGAUGCGCGAUGAGCCGCUUCGCCAAAAUGCUUCGGGAGUGGGAGUCAAGGCGCCUGCUUUUCCUCCAGCAAUCACAAGAGGACCCUGCUUUGUCGCUAUUCAGUCGUCUUGAACGCGCAGAAAUGCAGAGCGCUUCUGUUACGCCCACCGUCACCGUGCAAAAGGUCCUGUGGCGCCCGAGACGGACGGGCGCUGCUUCCGAACGCCCCGUUCCGCUUCGAAUUGCCCUUGUUGCUGUCGAGGAUAUCGCCGAAAGCGUCUCCAUGACGCAGCAUCAACUGGCGGCUCGCCCGAGCUUGAAUACGGGUGCAGCGGUGGCAUCUGCAAGGGACAAUUCGAACGAUUGUCGCUGGGCAGUCACCGACGCAGCUCAGCAACACCCGGAUGUUGCGACCUUAUGCGAACUCGUUCGCGAUAAUGGCGCCAUUUUAGCAACAAGAACGCGCCGAGGACUUGACCAAGCUAUCGUGCAGGAGGAGACACCAGCAACAGCGGUAGCGCCGGCUCCGCUUACAUCCGUCGAUACCCGCAGAGCCAGCGCCAUCAGCAGCAGACAGUAUUGCCGGAGCUCCAGCUCCGAUCAUAGAAUGAGUGCAGUCCUCUUUCUGCCUGAGCGUGCCGCGAGCGGUAUCGUAGAGCCCGGCCGCCGUCUCCAGUUGUACGGUGCACACUGGACGAGUUGGCUGCGGGGCUCGCCAGCAGCACCAGCAGCACCAGCAGCGAGUUCGGCGUUAGCGCCAGCUAUCGUUGCGGCCCUUGCAGUGCCACUGGAACAGCCGCUAGCUUCUCCGUCGCGAACUGGCCAACCAUCCCCGGAAACUUUUGCGAACGUACGUACUGCUGACGGUCCAGGGGAACAACGUGAAGCCUCCCAGCUUCGCGUACUAGCACCAGGAGCCAGUGCCGUGGCUCCCCUGGAACGUUUCUGGUACACCCAACUACGCCAGUGUAUUCUACAACAAAUCGCGCACUGUCUCCCGCCGUCUACCUUGCAGUGCCGCUACCUAUCUUGCUUAGCGCAGGUUUUCCACGAACCGUACCUUGUCCAGACUCGUAUUGGUUUUUGGGGCAGGCUCUGCGGCCCAGGUGAGCAGCACGAGAACACCGGCUGGUUCACUGUUGCUGAUCUCGACGGUGGAACCACUGCCAUUGUGACGUACACAGGUAAUCGAACUCCUUUCGUCGAUUUCGAACAACCCGGACAAUGUCCAGGCCUCUUCUUCUUCGAGCAACUGCGCGUGUCGAUGUUGUGCCCUGCGGCUGCGUUGUGCCGGCGACAACAAGCGCCCGCGGAGACGUUCGCGUUGCAGCCAGCACUGCAACUCGCGUGGCUUCCGCAACGUUCCCGACUAGUGCCGCUUCCACCUUCGCUGGUGUCGAAUUACGAAGGACUGCACCUGCAUAGUUGA
Messenger RNA from Cyanidioschyzon merolae strain 10D, 2406 nucleotides. RefSeq lists its product as hypothetical. NCBI's taxonomy places the organism in Eukaryota, Rhodophyta, Bangiophyceae, Cyanidiales, Cyanidiaceae. The record is from RefSeq and is a predicted model, not a curated record. The transcript has a single exon. Bases 1 to 2406 code for a protein of 801 amino acids.